Molecule: messenger RNA, 1350 nt
Organism: Athene cunicularia (burrowing owl)
Lineage: Eukaryota; Metazoa; Chordata; Aves; Strigiformes; Strigidae
Exons: 5
Coding region: 367-1002 (211 amino acids)
Source: RefSeq, a predicted model, not a curated record
UAGGAAGGUGUCUUGGAGGCGGGUGGGAGGUCGCAGCAUGACACAAACAUUUGGAGAUGUCCUGCAGCUCCUCUGCCUCGAGCAUUUCCGGGAUCUCCCUCCUCACCUCCCUCAGUUCCCAAAAGUAACAUUUCAGCUGCACAUAGCAAAUUAACCGCAGCUUUAAGAGGUGCAAAAGUCAAUCUGGGGUUUUCCUGGACUUUGUGCUGCUUUUGGAUUUGCUCUCAGCCUUUCACUGCCUCUCAUGUGCAUCAGGAAGGAUGUGAGGUCACAUUUUGCCCAGGCAGGAGCCAUCGCAGCUACAUUUCCCACAGCCCUUGGUGGGGGUGCCAGCAGCCCAGCUCUGUCCCAGGGACAUCACUGAUAAUGGGGCAGGCAUCAAGCAGCUGUGAAAGGGAGAUGGAGACGCUCGAGUUUCUGCUGUUCAAUACUGCUGAUCGGUUUGGGGAGGUCUUCAUGAAGGUGUCGGACCGCGAAUUGCAGCCUGGGGACAUCGUGCUCUUCCCCAUGGACAGCCGCUCUGGUGCCAGCAGCAGUUUCAAACACGCGGCUGUCUACUGCAAGGACGGAGAGGUCAUACACUUCCAGAAUACAGACAGUAAGAACGGCGAUGGUCGCAUCAGCAAGGAAGGUUUUGAAGCCAUGAAAGAGAAGAGGAGGAAAUGCUGGGUUUACCGGAAAAAAGACCAGAUUGACCUCAAGGACUUCAAUAACAAAGUCAGAGAGGCGAUGAACAGCAAAGCCAAGUAUAACCUCCGUAAGAACAACUGCAUCCACUUUGCCCUCCACCUUCUGGGCCUGGUGGACUUCUACAAAGAACUGGUCCAAAUGGAAAAUGCAGUUGCCUGUGCGGCUGUGAGUAUCCCCAGCAUCAGCCCUCCCCAGCAGGGCUGUGGGAUCCCUGGUAUGGUUGUGGGGUCCGCAAAAAGGGCUGGUGUCUCCCGCAGGGGUGGGGUCCCUAGGAGGGAGGCAAGGUCCCCAAGAGGGCUGGGAUCUUUAUGAAAGUUGGGGUGCCCAAGAGGACUGGGGUCCUUAGGAAGGCUGGGGUCUUCAGGGGGUCUCAGUUCACCAAGCGGGCUGGGGUAACUGGAGGGCUGUGGGGUCACCAGGAGGGCUGGAGUGCUCAGGAUGGCUAGGUCCCCAUGGGGGCUCUGGGAUGCAAGGGAGGGCUGAGUCACCCUAGGGCUGGGGUGCCCAAAGAGGGAUGGGUUCCUCUGGGGGUUCUGUGGGGUCCUGGGAGGACUGUGGGGUCCCCAAGAGGGCUGUGGGAUCCCUGGGAGGGAGGUAUCCCCAGGAGGGUUGCGGUUCCCAUGAGGUCUGUGGGGUCCCCAGGAGGGCUGGGGUGCUCUA